CGAUCUGAUUUCGGAUCCAAGCGCUCAUUGCCAACCUUGUCAAGGGCACUUCGAGCAGUACCCAGCGUCUCGGCGUUCGUUGACGCCGUUGCAAGUUGUUUUCGCGGCACCGAGCAUAGAAGAUGUGCUUUUCGUCGCCAUCGUUGGGCAUUCAAACUUUUGAACAAAGCCCCAACGCGAGGUGCCAGCAGAGCUGUCUCGUUAUUCCGUCGCUUGGCGUGUGUGGCUUGUGCUGCCUCGGAUGCAGGCUAACGAUGGGGAAUCGCGCUGCCGUCACUUCCGUGCUGUGGCAGGUCGGAACAUCAGCCCUUGCAGAAAGUCGGCGAUACUUAAACAUGGACGCUUGGAUUGUACACUGUACGCGAGGCCACGAAAUUCGUUUGGUCGAUGCUCAAGAAAGCGCAAAGCAGAGCUGUCCAAGGCAACGUUGGACGUACGCAGCGCACCAAAUGUUACUAGUACUAGAUGGUAGCAUGCUUACUGCAGUCUGCAACACUCUGGACAGCACUGCUUUACAUUCCGUCGGUCUAGUGUAUGCCUAAACAAUAAUCCACUACACUGUUGUGUCUAGCAA
Phytophthora nicotianae INRA-310 is the source of this 574-nucleotide messenger RNA. RefSeq lists its product as hypothetical. NCBI's taxonomy places the organism in Eukaryota, Oomycota, Peronosporomycetes, Peronosporales, Peronosporaceae. The transcript has a single exon. The record is from RefSeq and is a predicted model, not a curated record. The coding region runs from base 123 to 542 and encodes 139 amino acids.